This is a messenger RNA of Xiphophorus hellerii (green swordtail), 1624 nucleotides long. RefSeq names its product transcription factor PU.1. Gene Ontology annotation, biological process: cell differentiation; regulation of transcription by RNA polymerase II. Bases 257 to 1198 code for a protein of 313 amino acids. Gene Ontology annotation, cellular component: nucleus. The transcript is spliced from 5 exons. The record is from RefSeq and is a predicted model, not a curated record. Lineage: Eukaryota; Metazoa; Chordata; Actinopteri; Cyprinodontiformes; Poeciliidae. Gene Ontology annotation, molecular function: sequence-specific DNA binding; DNA-binding transcription factor activity, RNA polymerase II-specific.
GGAAAAAUUCUCCUAUUAGAUCAGCAGAUAUCCAGAAAUACCCUGGUUCUGCAAACCGCUCCCACCUCAGCACUUGCUGGCCAAUGGGAAAGGGAAGCAGGGAGUGUGCACAUGCCAUAUAAGAGAGAUGAUGCCCAGGUAGUGGAGCAUUGUACAGGUGAGCACUCCAAUUCUCAUGUCGCCACUCUUCACUGCCUGAGGAUACUACUUCACAGCACCAGACACAGGACCUGACAAAGUUUGUCCUUAAUAAAGCAUGCUGACAGAGUUAGAGACGAGGGCUUACGUGCCUGAGGUGAAGCUGGGUGGGUGUCGGGGUUCCUGGAGUGGGCUGGCCCCCUCAUCCUGCGCUGAGGUCGACCUCGAGGUCAUCGAGGAGUACCUGCAGGAGCAUUCGCUCGAGGUCCAACCCGCUCACACACCUUCAACAUCCAUGGCUGCUAACAUGGGUCACCAAACGCACGUUCACUCCCACCGGGACGCCAGGAUAAUAGAGAACAGCUGGUCGGGUCAGCAUCCGUACGAGUGGCGCUACGGCUGCCACACUCCAAACGAGGAAUACAAGGCGCCAACUCCACAUCCAGCCUGGCAGAGUCCACAAGACCAGUGGGAACACAUAACAUACUACGAGCCUACAAGUAUAUACAUUGAUUCAGACUCACAGUCAAGCAGUUCCCAGUACCAGGAUUACCAAGAUUCACCAUCACCACCCUCCGACAGAGGGGAGAGGAAGGACAGAAGUUUGCCUCUGGCACCACUAUCAGGUAGAACACCUUACAGUGACUACUUCUCAGAACAAAAGCUCGUGACGGAGUGUCUUUGUCCAGCUACGCACACAAGAUGCGGUCAGGUCAAACCCUUUUUUUUUCUCUCUGCUUCCUCUUCAACAGGAAAGAGGAAGGAGCGCCUGUUCCAGUUCCUGUUUGAGAUGCUGCAGACUCCAUCAAUGAGGAGCUGCAUCUGGUGGGUCCAGUCCUCCUCUGGGACCUUUCAGUUCUCCUCCCAGAACAAGGAGAGCCUGGCGCAGCUGUGGGGUCGCCGGAAGGGAAACCGCAAGACCAUGACCUACCAGAAGAUGGCACGGGCACUAAGGAACUACUCACGGACUGGAGAGAUCCACAAGGUGAAGAGGAAGCUCACAUACCGCUUCGAUGAGAAGACACUGAAAGGCUUACAAGGAGACAGCAAAUUAGAGUAGCUAGUGUGUCAAAGAGCUCACAUCAGAAAAUCAUUGGACUCAUGUGACAUAUUUUGUGCAGAUUCUAACUAUAAGGUAUUUUUAAUGACAAAUAAAUACUAAGUAUUUGAAAGGCCAGCGUAUUAACUAUUGACAGUCGGAGCUUUGUAUAGAUACAGCAGUGGUGUGUCAGAAGACUGAUGAAAGUGAUCCAUGCAAAUUUCAGGCUGUGAAUGAGAGGUCAGCUGGCAAACACCAAGUAAAUCUAAAAGAUUAUGACAUAUUCUCUACUUUAUAAGUAGAAUUUAAAUCCGUCUCUUAAUAAAAGUUGUUUUUUCUUUGUUUUGUGAUUUUGUGUUGCAGGUAAUGAAAAUAUGUGCGUAAAUGUGCUCUGUUUGUGUCAAAAUAUCUUGUUCAAGAUAAAAUAAAUCGAAAAAGAGCAGAAAA